Pieris brassicae (large cabbage white) is the source of this 4937-nucleotide messenger RNA. RefSeq names its product ninein-like. Bases 192 to 2759 code for a protein of 855 amino acids. Lineage: Eukaryota; Metazoa; Arthropoda; Insecta; Lepidoptera; Pieridae. The transcript has 11 exons. The record is from RefSeq and is a predicted model, not a curated record.
UUUAUUUCAAGUUUUAUGAUUCUUGCUUGAAAAUUAAAAAAAAAAAUUGUAAAAUACUAUUUUUAGCCGGUCGUAGCAUGUAACGAGUUAAAUGAGAAUUCAUUCAUUUAAUAUUGAUAAACAAACAACCGAGGCCGUUAACGUGAUCUAACAAUCAUAAAUAACUUUUUAGUUGAACACAGAAAAGUAAAAUGAGCCUUGAAGGAGAUGGAAUUCAGGACGAAUACGCUGUCACAGCCCUUCAAAUUUUCGAGUAUUGUGGAGCCGAUAGUUCUAUCUCGUUACGGGUGGAUGCUCUUAUGGACAAAUUCGCGCCUUUCGUUAAAACAAACAAAUGUGAAUACAGUUACCUCAAAUCACUCUUAGAUCCAGAUCAAAACAAUCCAGAAAUUACAGUUCCAAAAUUGGCCGAAUGUUUAAAUAAGUACAGUGAAAGCCAAAAAGCUAAGGUGGAUCUAGAAGAAAGCUUUAAUUUGAGAAAUGGACAGGCUCCACAUGAUUCAGACUCUGGAAUUUCAACUGAUGGUUUUCAACUUAUAGAGGAGUUACAAUGCGAGCUAAGAGAAAAAUCCCACUUGGCACAUCAGUUGCGCAGCCAACUAGACUUCACGGACAGACAGCACGAAGAAGCGGUAUCUGCGCUCACUGCCGAGCGGGAUUCCCUACGAUCGCAUCUUAAUAUGCUUCGCGAGGAGAAUAUGAUAUUAACUCACGUCAGACGCGACUAUGAAGAUGUGUGUGAGCGAUUAUGUAAUAGUGAACGGCUAUUGGAUGAUGUGAAAAGGCAGCUUGAGUGUAGCAAGAAGAAGCUACGAGUGAUGACCCAACAAGUUUGUACACUUGAGACCGAGAAACUGACACUGAGCGAGCUUCUCGCGAAGUCAAAGGAGGAAUGUCACCGUAUAAAUGACAGAUACGCAAAUAGGCAAAGUGCGUUACUGGAGCAAAAUGAGCGCCUGCGCAGCGAGCAUGCUGACCUGAGCGUAAGGUUGCAAGACCAUGAUGAGGUUAUGCAGACUGUCUUAAAGGAAAAGAUUUCAUUGGAGAUGGAGUUGAAGGAGAUAUUAAAUAAAACAAACCAGACACAGUUGAGGAUGGACCGCUCCGUCGACAUCAGCUACACGGAAGAUCAAAUGUUGACGGCACUGGACAGUCUUAAUGCUGACAGCAGGUUCUGUAUCGAUAAACGGAUUAUAGAUGAGUCUUUCACGUUCAACGACGAAGGUCGACCAACUAACAUGUCUCUCUUUGACGAAAUUAGACUUAGCUUUUGUAACAUGUCCCGCCAUAAUAUUACUGAUAUUUGUACGAAUGACAAAGAUCUUGAUAAUUUUAACUCUGAGAUCGCUACACAGACGGACAGUACAGAUAACGAUAAAGAUAGUGUUCUUGAUGUAGAAUAUUUUAAUGUUGAAGUACAAACUGAUAUUAACGAGUCUAAGCGAACAAAUGAUCAUGAAACACAAACCAAUAUAGAACAUAAUAGCUUGAAAAAUGCUGAAAUGCAAACAAUUCAAGCGUCUAACCAAACAAUUGAUGUCGAAAGCCAAACAAUUAUAGAACAAAAUGAAACUAAAAAUGCCGAAGUACGAACCGAUAUCGCAAAUAAGUUAGUUAAUUCUGAAGUACAAACAAAUGAAACUAGAACUCUUACCACCGAUGUUGAAACACAAACUGAAAUGAAGCGAACCGAUGUCGCAAAUAAGUUAGUUUAUUCUGAAGUACAAACAAAUGAAACUAGAACUCUUACCACCAAUUUUGAAACACAAACUGAAAUGAAACGAACCGAUGUCGCAAAUAAGUUAGUUAAUUCUGAAGUACAAACAAAUGAAACUAGAACUCUUACCACCAAUGUUGAAACACAAACUGAAAUGAAACGAACCGAUGUCGCAAAUAAGUUAGUAAAUUCUGAAGUACAAACAAAUGAAACUAGAACUCUUACCACCAAUUUUGAAACACAAACUGAAAUGAAACGAACCGAUGUCGCAAAUAAGUUAGUUAAUUCUGAAGUACAAACAAAUGAAACUAGAACUCUUACCACCGAUGUUGAAACACAAACUGAAAUGAAACCCAAAAAUACACAAAACAAAGCAAAAAUUCGAAAUUUUAAAUUUCCUAUGAAAUUAAGGCGGACAAAGAAAGACGCAGCUAUACAAACAGAUAUAAAUACAAAUAAUAAUCUCAACAAGUGUUUAGAAUGCAAUAAAUUCGAUCUAUAUACAGUUCAAUUGGAAAAAGACUAUAACAAUUCCCAUAACAUGCUGUUAGAUGUGAAAAAUGAAAUCGAGAAAUAUGAAAAUAAUUUAAAUGUCCUCAAAAACAUUGUUGAUGAGGGAAAUGACAGGAAUAGCUAUUUGAAAUCUGUUGUUGACGGGUUGAGAGUUAAUUUGAGUGUUUUAGAGGCGGCAUGUUCUAAGCAAAAUGAAGAAAUAGAGAAACUAUCUUGUUCUAUGUCUUCAAUUCAAGUGCAAACUGAGUUUGAACAAGUGUCAACGUAUUCGCAAACAGAUUUGCCUUGUUCCGCCUGCGCUAAACGGACCGGAGCUCAUCGCUUGAGGAAGUAUCUGUGGGACCCGUUGAAGUGUCUCUUCCAAGCGUUCGCUGUCAUCUGCUUUAUAUUCGCUCUCUCCGCGUUGUAUGGCGUCAGUCGGCGUUGGCAAUCUCCGUGCACUCCUCUGGCGCCUUGGAGCUGGCUGCAGCCUCACGAUUUGAUGGAUCUGUUCUUCCGUAUCGAGUAUAUAGCUGAUGUACCUAUGUAGACUUAGUGUUGUUGUAAAUGGUAAAUAUACGUUAAAAUAUUGUCAAUUGUCAACUGUCAGCUGUCAACUGUCAGCUGUCAUUGUUAGUUAAGUUUCUAUUCUUUCGCAAAACUUGCGAUGUUAGUAGACUUAGGUUUUUUUUAAUCCAAAAUGACCUUAAUACGAGGUAAGGAGGUGCAAUUUUUUAUCUAUUUCAAUUUUGUUGCGUGACCAAAAUUGUCUUUGAGAUUUUUUACCCAAAUUGUCGCAAUUUACUUAAUUUAAGCGCGUUUGUGUUUUUUUAUUAUAACUAACCAAUGAAGACGUACAAAAAUUAAUGCAUGAACGUUUUGGUGAUUUCGUCUGGUAUUGCUCAUAAUGUCGCUGACACAACGCAUCCAUUUUUUAUACAAUAUGUAUUCUUUACAAUUAAUGUUCGAUUUUCCAAAUUAGGUCUCGGAGGGCUUUUCGCGCUCAAAUUUUCCAUACAAAAACAGUACAGAUUACUAUUCUGUGAUAAAAGUGCCACAGAGUACACAGUUACAUUGAUUAAGAUAUCACCAUAUCUCUUAUAAGACCUGAUUAUAUUAGUACAACUAAGUAAGUAACUAACGAUUUGAAAUGGAAUUUAUAAUCUUCAAAACGGCUGGACCGAUUCUCACAUUACUGCGAAAAAUACUUAUAAAAUUUGAUUUGUUUUUUUUGCGAAAACAUAACUUAUCUCUUUCUGUUAAAUUGUGUUAACGCUAUGAUGAAAAGAUACCGUAUAUAUUAAAUAGUACUUCGAGCAGCUUCUAAUUGUGAUUGGACUUUUAAUAAAACAAUAAUACUAAGUGCAAACAUUCAAAGUUGAAUCUCAUUUGCAUUUAAUUUUAGGGUUAAAUAUAUGAAUGUCGCUUUUCUAGUGCUAUGUGUAUUUCAUCUAUUUCUUGUCUUACUUCAACUAUAAACUUAAAGGGUCUACAAUUAUUAUUAUACAAUUUUGCUUUUGACGCCCAAAAAACUGGCUGGUAUAAGGAGUAGAAAGGUUUAUUGAUGCAAUUAAAAAGUUAUCAAUGUUUUAGUAUAAUAAUACAAGUUUGUGGACAUUUUUUUUCCGAUAUGGUGGUAAAUAACAAUUUGUCAAGAUUCAGAACAGAUUUCCGAUUAUAUAUUAGUGACUGGAACCUAGACAAACUGUUAUCUAUAAUUGUGUUAAUAUAAAAUAAACAUAAAUUCAGGAACCUGCCACAACAAGAUGGCGUCGCAUCAGUCCCUGUGAUAUACCAUGAAUACUCUUAAAUGAAUGUCAAGUUUUUACGCGUUAUCAUAUAUAUUUCGAUCAAUAACAAUCUCCGACGACCGCAUUCUGAAACGUCCAUCAAUCUUAAAUCUCAAGAACUUUCAAACCGUGUCCACGUAAAGUUUGACAUUUGACAGCGCGUCAGUCGAGAUUGUGACUUGAGAUUCGAAUCAAAAUAUGGACUCCAGACAAUGAUAGGAUUGGACAGGCAAAAACAUCUCUGUCGCAUCUCAUACUAAGGAAAUUUGUUAAAAUAAUUGUAGAUAAAUCUAGAGUAUAAUUUUAGGUUUAAAAGUAUUAAUUUGAUACCAAAAAUACUUUUAAGUUGAUACUAAUAUACUAAGUUUCAUGUUCUUUUAUUAAAAUGUCUACCAGUAACAAUUUCUUAAUAGACGCAAAAAUGUUUCAUAUAUUUCAGUUAUUAUAAGGGAAAGAUGUUGAUGUAGAUGCUUGUUUGCCUCGGAAAUGAGAAGCAAACAUAGGGUUUGUCAAAAAUACCAAUUGGAGAACGCCCAUAACGAGAAAUUCAAAAUUUAGCGCCAUUUAAAUGUUAUGUAUCGCUAAAUCUCGUUGCUGAGUACUCUUAGACUGACUUUCCAAAUAUCAUCGCAACGAAAAGUAAAAAUGUGUUAUAAUCAUUUAAUUUCAGUAAUUAUUAAAUCAAUAUUAAAAUAUUGUAACAGUACUAAUGUCAAAAAGACUACAGUUUCGCAGUUACAGAUUUUGACCUUAGGAAAUACAUAGAUUUUACGUAAAGGUUAUGCCAAAUAUUUCUAUAAUCUAUGUUUGAAAAUGUCUUCCUCAUCAGUUAUUACUGCAUUUAUUUUUAAUAGAUGUAGGUUGUGACUUGUUUGUAAAGUUGAAAUUACUUUAAUAUGUUAUGUAGAUUAUAAUAAAUUGGUGCCUUUAUAAAUUUA